This is a messenger RNA of Rhinichthys klamathensis goyatoka, 1484 nucleotides long. Its product is annotated as putative E3 ubiquitin-protein ligase UBR7. Bases 16 to 1410 code for a protein of 464 amino acids. Gene Ontology annotation, molecular function: ubiquitin protein ligase activity; zinc ion binding. Gene Ontology annotation, cellular component: cytoplasm. The transcript is spliced from 10 exons. The record is from RefSeq and is a predicted model, not a curated record. Lineage: Eukaryota; Metazoa; Chordata; Actinopteri; Cypriniformes; Leuciscidae.
GUUGUGUUGUGUGUGAUGAUGGAUCAGUGCGCAGUUGACGAGCUGUACGAGGCGUUCGCUGUUCUGGCUGGAAGUGACCCUGAUCACUGCUCUUACCCAAAGGGCUACAUGAAGAGGCAGGCAGUGUUUGCGUGUAACACGUGUGUUCAGGAAGGCAUGGAUCCGGCCGGUGUGUGUCUGGCGUGUGCGAACGCGUGUCAUGAUGGUCAUGAUGUGUGUGAACUUUACACUAAAAGGAAUUUUCGUUGUGAUUGUGGCAAUGAGAAAUUUCAUGGCUUCCAAUGCAGACUUCAUACGGGAAAAGAAGGGCGAAACCUGAAGAACUCAUACAAUCACAACUACUUUGGGCGCUACUGCUCGUGUGACCGGCCGUAUCCGGAUGAAGACGACCAGGUGAACGAGGAGAUGAUCCAGUGUGUGGUGUGUGAGGACUGGUUCCACGAGAAGCAUCUGGAUUCUCCAGUGGCUGGCGGAGAGGUGCUGACGGAGAUGAUCUGUGUGAGCUGCAUGGAGCGGGCGCCGUUCCUCUGGGCGUACGCGGCUCGAUUAGCAGGUUCUACUCUGAAUAAACAAGGCAUCUGUGAAGAGCAGGUGAGCACUGAUCAGACGUCAGGUGACCAGCAGUCGGAUGCUGCUGGAGCCGCGGGUCAAGGUGAUUCAGGGACGGCUCCUGUGGAUCAGCAGAUCUCAGACGGCAGCGGAUGCGUGUGGAAGGAGCUGAAGGCCGGAGCCGCGGGUAGAGGUGAUUCAGGGACGGCUCCUGCGGAUCAGCAGAUCUCAGACGGCAGCGGAUGCGUGUGGAAGGAGCUGAAGGCCGGAGCCGCGGGUAGAGGUGAUUCAGGGAUGGCUCCUGUGGAUCAGCAGAUCUCAGACGGCAGCGGAUGCGUGUGGAAGGAGCUGAAGGCCGGAGCCGCGGGUAGAGGUGAUUCAGGGACGGCUCCUGCGGAUCAGCAGAUCUCAGACGGCAGCGGAUGCGUGUGGAAGGAGCUGAAGGCCGGAGCCGCGGUGUGUGUGAGGGAAGCUCCGGUGUUCUGGCCGUAUCACUGGAGAGAGAAACUCUGCCGCUGCACCGACUGCAAGAGAAUGUAUGUAGAGACGGGUGUUCCUUUCCUGCUGGACAAGUCGGACACGCUGCUCGCAUACGAGGAGAGAGCCAAAACUGAAGCGCUGAGGAGCGAUGACCUGCUGCUGUCCUGCCUGACCUCUGUGACCCCUCUGACCUCUGUGACCCCUCUGACCUCUCUGACCCAUGUGCAGCAGCUCGAGGUCAUUUACCAGGUCAGUGAGCUGAAGGAGGAGCUGAGGGAGUUCCUGCAACAGUCGUCGGACCAGAGGAAGGAGGUGACACCGGAGCGCUUGCGGGACUUCCUAGAGGAACUGCAGGCCAGAAAGAGGAGGCGGUUAAACUGAACCAAUCAGCAGCGCUUCUGGCAAUAUCAUGAGCCUUAACAUCCACUUUAAUAAAGUUCCAGAGCAAAAACUAU